GUGCUGUUUAAAUCCAUAAUGUUACCGAUAAAAGAAUAAUACCUGAAUCCCACAUGAUUAUCUCGAAACGAAACUUGAAAAUCGCGAUUCUUCAUCACGCGUCUCGUGAAACUUUAUUCACGAGACUUCACCCUAAAACCCGAGCCUGACCAUUUCUAUUUCUCAAUAAAAAGGGCUCCUUCUUCCUCGCCAUCUCAUCUCAUCUUUAUUGACGAUCCCCAUUUGAAGAAUGUUCUUUGACAGUGAGCAAAUCCAUCCGACGAUACCUAACGUGAAAAGUCAACCCUUUGCGAACCCUGUUCAGAACUGUUUGGAUAAACAAAAUUGGAAGAACCACCACAUUCCACACUUGAAAUCGACAUUCGUAUCGAGAGAAUUCAACUUAACUUAAUUCGGCACAGACCUAAAAACGAUUGUUCGGAUAUUCGCACGGCGAUAGGCAUUCGGUCUGAAGUUUACCCUAGAAAUUUACUCCAGGGUUAUAAAUUAGGGUAAGCCACAUAUGGCUGCCCCUAUCGUUUAUGAGGGGGCUAUGGCCACCAAAGAGCCACCACGGAAUGGCUUAUUUAAAAAUAUGAAAUUCUGGGUAGGACACAGAGUCCCACAACGCCUUAACUGGGUUCAAGGCAUUCAAAAUAAUGGGGGUAAAGUGGUUCCACUUGAAAAGAACGCCGAUUAUCUCAUAGCCGAUGAUGCUAGGAAAGAUGGACCUUUAGGAUCAUAUUCUUAUAAGUUUAUCGAUGAAUCCAUCAAGGCUGGCGUUCUUCAAAAUUUAGAAAAUUAUUUAUGUUCAUCGGCUACCCGCCAGCCCAAGACCACGGAAUCUCAACCUACUAGUUCGAUCUCAGCUCAAAAAACCACGAGAAGGAAGUUCACCGACGAAGAUGACUCCAUCCUCAUGCGCUGGGUUAUCAAGCAUGAGCGACAGGGUAAACACACAUUCGGAAAUGAGAUAUACAAGAGCCUCGAAGCUAAGUAUCCACAACAUACGUACCAAUCUUGGCGAGACCGUUGGGUUAAGAAAUUACAAUACCUUCCGCGACCAGAAGUCACUGACGAUGAGCAAUCGCCUCGCCCUUCUAAACCAGUGGUGCAGAGCUCUCCGGCGCGUCCAUCUCCAGCAGGUACACAGCAGGUCCGUAGAGAGGAACGCGUGUCUACCCAAAGUCCUGCCACCCGUCGAGCUAGAGUUGAGUUUACCGAAGAUGAUGACGAGAUUCUCAUCAAGCAUAUCCAAGAGUGCAUUCGUCUAGACAAGCCUCUCCAGGGAAUUAAGAUUUUCCGCGAUCUGGCUAAUGAUUUUCCGCAGCACUCAGAACAGUCUUGGAGAGCUCGCUGGAUAAAGCAACUUACGCCGAAGCUUGAAGAUAAGAUUUCUCAGUGGCAGUCUGGUAUCAUACCAGGAGAUGAGGCACCAGAGGAGUCGCAAGAAGCACGACCGAAAUCGCCCACGGAGCAAGACACAGAUAAAGGCCGUGAACCCCCUGGGACCCCAGUACGGCGAGAGACGCCCCGAACACAGCCAUCCCCACAUGCCGCUACAACUCCGUUGAGGCCUAUUGAGGCAAACACGCCUCACACUUCACGUACCUCAAAUAAGAAAUCAAAUCAAGCCGUUACCCCCGCAAACGGGACCAACGUCGCAGAAAGUGAAAAUGAAAAUCAUAGACAACCACGUAUUGCCGAGACCCCGACGAAAGAUCCCCGGGCUGAGACUAAUGAACCAGCUGAAGCAUCUCCCUCGUUUGAACAACUUAACUCUAACGACAUGUCCAUGAGGGGACAAUUCUAUCGUGAUUAUAGAAUGUUCCUACCAGAGCACGAAGCCUUAAUCCCCUGGCAUACCAUAAAGGGGCGUACUUUCGAAUUAUGGGAUUUGUGGCAAGCUAUUGUCGCUCAAAAGAUGGAGCCUAGCGAACGCGAUUGGCACCUGAUCGCAGAAACGCUCGGUUAUGACUGGGUCUUGCAUGAUACUGUCCACGAUGAACUCCGGAAAUGCUACGACGAUUACCUCGCUGCCUUCGAGGACUAUUGUAUAGAAUUCACCAAUGCGGUUAACGCUUCCGAUGCUAGCGAUGACGACGAAGAGGGAGAGGAAGACGGUCAAGCUUCAGAAGUACCGCUACCUUCGUCGCCACCAGUUGUACCUUCUUUGAAACGAUCGUUUGAUACCCACCGUUUAUCCUCCGAUCAUGCGUACCCAGAGUCCUCCCCCAAGCGACGAAAAAUCGCUCGAGACACAGAGAUCCCAUCCACACCCGACACCGUGAAUGGAACGUCUAGAUUACGUCGUCAAUCUGGUGUUGAUGAGACUCCUACCGUUAGGCGGUCGGUGUUACCCGUUAUAGAUGACGAGACAGAAGAGAAUGAAUCUCGAGAUAUAAUCCAGGACUUACCUACACUGCCUCGUGCAGGUAAGAAGCCAGUAGAGCCAGAAACGCAGGAUUUUAGAUUUGAUCCAGAGACUCAAAACGUGACAUUCGAGACUCAGGAGAACGUUGAUAUGGAAUCUCAAUUCAACAUCACGCCAUCGCAACAACUCCGCCAGGAAUCGGAUGCCGUAUCUAUAGAAGAUGAAGCCGCUUCCCCUACGCCGAAAGCUAAAACGCGAAAUGCCAACCCCGGAUCAUCUAUUCUAAGAAAACGCGCUCGGAACCCCUUCCGACAGGAUUCCGACGACGAGACAUCGGGGCCCCCAGAAUCCAAUCAGACUAUUAAUAUCCCUACCGAUACAGCUAUCGUGAUAAAAGCCAAACGCCGCUCGUUGCCCAAGUCAUUUACUCAGAGAAAUUCGCCCGCUCCUGGUCCCUCCACUGCGAUUUCUCCUAGAGAACAAGCCCAACCUCGACCAAUACAUCGGCCUGUACCUGUACGAGAAACGCCAGACGACGUCAUUGAUCGUUUUGGUUCUCUUGGUUAUCCAAGAGACAUAGUGCUCCGAGCCUUACGAGCCACGACGUGGCGUCUCGGUGAUGCUGGCCACGUUAUGGAGAAACUUAAACGAGGGGAGGAAUUACCGCAGAAGACACAUGGAGUUUGGACGCAGCGCGACGAUGAUACCUUACAGUUAAUAACUUCGGCUGAACCCCCCAAGGACGAGAAGGAGGAGAGGAAACGCGCAAGAGCACGUAAACGACUAGAGUUGAAGCAUGGUCCAGAAUUGAUGGAGCUUAGACGGAAGUAUCUGUGGGAAGGCGUAUGAGAUAAAGUUUAGUUAGGUGCCUUACAGAUUAUACCCUAGGAAUAUAUCAGCGUCAAUAUUUG
This is a messenger RNA of Hypoxylon trugodes, 3264 nucleotides long. RefSeq names its product TRF2-interacting telomeric protein/Rap1 C terminal domain-containing protein. Gene Ontology annotation, cellular component: shelterin complex. Gene Ontology annotation, molecular function: telomeric repeat DNA binding. The transcript is spliced from 4 exons. NCBI's taxonomy places the organism in Eukaryota, Fungi, Ascomycota, Sordariomycetes, Xylariales, Hypoxylaceae. The record is from RefSeq and is a predicted model, not a curated record. Bases 503 to 3202 code for a protein of 899 amino acids. Gene Ontology annotation, biological process: regulation of DNA-templated transcription; telomere maintenance via telomere lengthening.